Molecule: messenger RNA, 3884 nt
Organism: Salarias fasciatus (jewelled blenny)
Lineage: Eukaryota; Metazoa; Chordata; Actinopteri; Blenniiformes; Blenniidae
Gene: csnk2b
Product: casein kinase 2, beta polypeptide
Exons: 7
Coding region: 128-775 (215 amino acids)
Cellular component (GO): cytoplasm; protein kinase CK2 complex
Molecular function (GO): protein kinase regulator activity
Source: RefSeq, a predicted model, not a curated record
GAAGAAGCAGGUAACCUACGGGGUGAACUGGGAGCUGGUGUCCAUCUUAUUUACAAACUCUUAAAUUAUUUUUCUGAUCUACUAGAGAUUUCCAAGAGGGCGAAAGCUGAAAUCACAGUCUUCAGACAUGAGCAGUUCAGAAGAAGUGUCAUGGAUCUCCUGGUUCUGUGGACUGAGGGGAAAUGAAUUUUUCUGUGAGGUGGAUGAAGACUACAUCCAGGACAAGUUCAAUCUGACUGGGCUCAAUGAGCAGGUUCCCCACUACCGCCAGGCCCUCGACAUGAUCCUGGACCUCGAGCCAGAUGAAGAGCUGGAGGAUAAUCCCAACCAGAGUGACCUGAUCGAGCAGGCGGCCGAGAUGCUGUACGGCCUCAUCCACGCACGCUACAUCCUCACUAACCGAGGCAUCGCACAGAUGUUGGAGAAGUAUCAGCAGGGAGAUUUUGGCUAUUGUCCCCGAGUCUAUUGUGAGAAUCAGCCCAUGCUUCCUAUUGGCCUGUCGGACAUCCCCGGAGAGGCCAUGGUGAAGCUGUACUGCCCUAAAUGCAUGGAUGUCUACACACCCAAGUCCUCCAGGCACCACCACACAGAUGGAGCCUAUUUUGGCACUGGCUUCCCUCACAUGCUCUUCAUGGUUCACCCGGAGUACAGGCCCAAGCGGCCCGCCAAUCAGUUUGUCCCAAGGCUCUACGGGUUCAAGAUCCACCCGAUGGCUUACCAGCUGCAGCUGCAAGCUGCCUCAAGCUUCAAGAGCCCCGUCAAGGCCAUCCGCUAGAGCCAGGAAGAGCAGGACGAUUCCUACGGAGCAGAGAGAGAGAGAGGAGUGGAGGAAAGAGUUAUGAUCAGAAGGAGAGGGGUCAUCUGCGUCUCGCAGGGCUUCUGCAGAUGCCCCCUCUCCCACCCUCAAGACUGUAUUAUUUUUGGUUUAGAUUAGGGCAAAUGAAAGAGUGUGAAGGGUUUUGAGUGUGAGCGAGACAUCAACACCCAGCCGUUAUCUUAACCACACACACACACACACACACACACAAACUUGGGUUUCCAUGCACGUCUCGCACCAAACUAACCUGUGCCGAAAGCAGAAGGCGAGGUGGACCUGGCUCUCCGCUGCUGCAGGUCACUCCCACCACGAGCACACAGUCCAGAGUUUAUCGGUGGGAGGCCGACAGUCGCACUCCUCUGUCUGAAAGACGGAGGAGUAGAGAAAAGGCACCGGCCGGAGCCGGUCGUCACGCCCGGCUCUGUGUUUGGCACAGUUUGGUGAAGAGUGAUGGUCAAGCCCCGCCCCCUCCCCAUCCGACCCCCUGACCCCCCCCCCUCCGAUGCAUGUCCACCCAGGCUGGCACUCGCAGAGACAGUCUGGACGCCGGCUCUUCUCUCUCUGUCAGUCUUGUCGUGAGAAUUUGGUUUGUCUGAAGUUUUGUGGAGUUGAUGCACAAAGCAAGUCCGUUAAAUUUGCCUUAAAGUACAGAGAAGCAGGAGGUUUUACUUUGGGGAAAAAGCCCUUUUCUUUUUUCUUUUAUCAGAAGGCGUAGAGUAGAAAUCGGUCGAUCUGUGGCGACUCUUUGGAUCGUCAGUUGUAACGAAGCCCGUGUCUUUCUCCGGCUGUCUGUGCGCGUGUCAAACUCCUGUCUGUGCCGGUCCCCACCUCAGAACAAAGCCUCUGCUGUUAUUGUUUGUUUUGUUGUUUGUUUUUCGAGCCCCCUCCAUAGCAGCAGGUUUUUUUUUUUUUUACUGUCACACAGCUUCGUCUCUGCUGCACAAGCUGUCCGACGUUUGGGGGAAAUAGUUUGAUUCCUUUACUGGCAGAGCAGAUGAGAUCAAUGCCGCUGUAGAGGAAGUUAACGGCAGCAGCCGCUCGGCUGACACCUCGAAACUCGCGUUCUUCAGAAUGUAAAUCCUUGAAUUAUGGAAAAAUAGCCAGUUAGUACCUGUUAUGUCAUCUGGGUCAAAUAAUUGGAUUAGGGUGUUGUGAGCAAGGUGUUCAUAUUUAUUUUCAAGUCCAGUUUGACGAACGUGGCGUGAGCUCUGUUCUCAGCUGUUUUAAUUAACCGAGCAGCUCCAAAGCUCUGCAGCCUGUUCCGGUGUUAUGGAGAGUUCUGCAAGGCUGCACAUAACAGUUUAGUUUAAUUUAAUGUUUAAGCUAUUUUAAAUUCAGCGUAUGUGAUUUUAUAAAAUGAGUGUGCCGUUUCUGAUCUGGUAUUGGAAGUUUCCUCUUAUUUACAUAACUUGAGCCUCUCGGGGAAACAUGUACCUUACACACGUGUUCAUCGGUUUAGAUUUAAUGGUUACAGUCUUGACUGAAUAAACCAGGGAUCACAAACCUGCUGAAUAAUGCACUCCCUCGUUUUCACUCGCUACGACACUGAGAAGUCCAACUGUGGUGCACGCACUUAUUCCAGGUCUGUUUCUGAGGAAAAUCAAUGAAGCAUUUCCUGCACACUUCAGUGAAGGGAUACAAUUCUCCACAGUCGUGCAGAACUCGGCGUAACACCGGGCUGUGAGUGGUUGCUAGGCAACCUCAUUAAAUAAACUGAACUACUGGUGUGUGAAUGCAGCUCAAACUUUUUUUAUCGGUGGUUUUUGUGUGAGUUAAAUCCACUCAAAACGCUUUAUAGCUCCUUUUUAUUAUUUUUUUUUAAAUUGAUUUCUGGCUGGCUGCAGUGUUGCAGCCCAAUCAUUGACCACAAACGGUGCUGUUGCAAGAAAAAAAUAAAAAAAGAACAAGUGCAGUCUUCAUAAAAUGUGAUCCGAUGUGUCGACCCUGGUACCACAUUCAGAGCAGCGUUUAACGUUCUAACUCAGCAAUAACUUCCACCUGGCUGAUCCAGCAGCUGCUGAUCAGACCGGCUUCGGACUGUCCUUCCUCACAGUUACUUCAGCUCACCGGACUCUGAAGAGGAACACAUCGUAUCAAUUGUUUCAGUUCCAGUGGAAGCAGUGGCUGUCUAAUUGAGCCACUGCUUCCCCUGGGACUGUCGCUCUUUAGUGGAUCUGUUCAGUAAAGACACGAGAUGUGGCAGCUGUAUGUUUGGUAUGAGGUUCGGCACAUAGUCUAUAAUUAUUUGUGACUUGGUCGGAUCUCAUUUGAGGAUCAAUUGAUGCAGAAAACCAGGAAAGUCCUCAUCAUUUUUUUUUUUUUUUUUUUAACCUCAAAAUCUGAAUCAUUUAGCUUUUAUUUCAUUUUUUCUGUGGGUUUCCAGGUUCUCUGCAAUUCACUUGAAAUCUGAGAUUAAAGUUAAUAGCAUGAAGCCUUUGUGCUCUUCUUUUUUUUUUAAUCUAAAAUGCACCAAUGCCACAAAUCAGAAGCAGUUCUGUGUUCAAAACAGGAAAUUCUGAAAACAUGCAUCCUGUUGAAACGAAAUAACCGACAGAUCAAAGUAGGGAGGUUUAGUUCCGACUGGACAGUAUUUCUGUGAAGAUCAGCUGAUCAUUCACCGUCUGCAGCUAUAGAUUUAACAGAAAAUGUCUUUCAUUGUCCAUCUGCUCUGCACGGAGUAUUCCCCCAAAAGUCGGCCUGCGUCUGUAGGGAUCGAGGAGACCCGGAGAGUCUAGACAAUCUGAAUCCUUCAGCUCACUCCACCUCGGCACUGAUCCUCCUGGUGCGUCUCCACAGCACAGUCUUUAUUUAUGUUGCGCUCCAGAGACAGACCGACCGGCCGCUCGUCUUUCAGCGUGGCAGAAGAUGAGCCGCCCUCCCUCCACUCGCCUUCCUCCCUCCCCUCGGUGUGGCUGCUUUAGACUUUAGUCGUUCGGGUUUUCAUGAAACAGAAAAUUGUAUUUAUGUGUGCAGAUUUUAACUUUUGUCUCUGUGUUCGUCUUUCUGCUAGUGUGGGAGGGUGAGCAAGGAUCCAGAAUUCUCAAUAAACUUCUAUUUUCUUUUCAUA